AACUUGUUCCCUUUUCUCUUGGCUCUUACCGUUUCUCUCUUUUCUGCAAAUUCGUGGGGUUUUUUGCAGGAGCUGAAAGGAACUGAAUAAAGAAAGAGAUUGGCAGUGGAACAGUUAAAGAGUCCACUAACGGAAAGUAAAAGUCCCAGAGAAAGAAAGAAGAAUGCGCAAAGUUAUGCCAUUUUUACCUGAAACAACCAUAUAGUUCCUUUGCAGUAAAAAGAAAUGGCAUAGAAAUUGUUCGUGCCUGCUCUUGAUCAUGUGCUAUGCAUGCCAGUUAUUAUGAUGGGUCUCCAGUCUUGUCCUUGUUGAGCCAGUCGAUCCAACAAUCUGAGGGGAAAAAAAGACAAAAGAAAAUAGGGAAACCCAGUUUUUUUUCUGUUUCUUUUUCAAUGUUCAGUCAUGGAGGCUACAGAGAUUUAGAAAGCAUUUCAAUUUCCCAGAUUAUGCGUUUCUGCAUCUUGAAAUAAUUUUUAACAUAAAAACUUUCAUUUUUUUCUUCAGUUCAUGUUUGUUUUUCAUGUUAGGAAUUUAGGGGGUCUGAUUCUGAUUAUAUAAGCUUAGUUAUGCUGAGGAAUAGGUCGAGAGCAGUGACCAGCAAGCAAGCUUUAAUGGCUGAUCACAGCUCUCAAGCAUCCCCUGUCCAGAAUUGCACUAACCCAAUUCCAUCUUUCUUCGAUUCUUCCAGAUUCAAAGCUUUCACCUCAAAAUCCCUCCCUGAAACCGAAGCUAUCAAGAGCCCUACUUCAAUCCUCGACAACAAACCCUUCUUUCCCUUCUGUAAUCCCUUUGCCUUAACCCGUCCAAAAUCGCCGAAAGUUUUCUCACUUGGAAAUCCUGAACCAAAAGGUAUCGGUCUUGCUAUACUCGACACAUUCAUCAACGAUAACCGAAGUGAAGACAACAGUUCCUGCGAGCCAAACAAAAGAAAGGUCUUGUUUGGGACAGAACCCAGAGUCCAGAUUCCUCCACUCGCACCUACUGAUUUUGGAAUCAAGACCAGGAAUUCAUAUUUAUCUCCAACAUUCGGGUCCCCUGGUUCUGGUAUCCAAACGAAGGAUCUUCCCGUUACUGAAAUGGAGCUGUCCGAGGAUUAUACAUGUGUGAUAUUUCACGGUCCUAAUCCCAGAACCACACACAUAUUCGAUAACUGCGUUGUGGAAAGCUACUAUACUGUACCUGAUAAUGAACCCAAGCCUGCAACCGGGAGUUUCCUUACCUUUUGUCACACAUGCAAGAAGAGUCUUGAACAGAAAGUUGACAUUUACAUUUACAGAGGUGAGAAAGCUUUUUGCAGUCCAGAGUGCCGAUAUCAAGAAAUGCUCCUGGAUGGAGGCGAGAAUUAAGAAUUUUCAUCACUUGUUCUUAUUUUGUUCAUCUUUUUCCCUCUCCCCUGCAGAUAUGAGAUAAGAGAGGAUGAGAUUAAUUUUUGUUUGAGUAAAUUAUUUAAAGAUUGGCUUCA
Hibiscus syriacus is the source of this 1462-nucleotide messenger RNA. RefSeq names its product FCS-Like Zinc finger 8-like. The transcript is spliced from 2 exons. The record is from RefSeq and is a predicted model, not a curated record. NCBI's taxonomy places the organism in Eukaryota, Viridiplantae, Streptophyta, Magnoliopsida, Malvales, Malvaceae. The coding region runs from base 567 to 1346 and encodes 259 amino acids.